GCUUCCUCUGGCGAUACCAUCCCCGAAUGGCCGAAAUCGCCGCGGCCCACGCCAUACCAGGUCUUGGGCGUCUCCAAAAGCGCAAUCUACGAUAAGCGACAUUUCUAUGACCUCGUCAAGCUAUACCAUCCCGAUACACAUGACCCCCAAGGCAAUCCCUCAUCAGCAUCAGCAUCAACAUCGCCAUCAGCGUCGUCGUCCUCAUCACACAUCGGCCAACUCCCCCACGCCACCCGCCUCGAACGCUACCACAUGAUCGUCGCCGCCAACGAGCUCCUCAGCAACUCCUCCAAGCGGCGCAUGUACGACGCCUACGGCCUCGGUUGGUCCCACGGCGACGGCGUUACGACGCUGCGCGACAUUGACAGAAACUGGCGCCACCAGCAGGGCACUGCCGCGAACAACGCUACGUGGGAAGAUUGGGAGCACUGGCGGGAUGCCCAGGCGGGAAAGGCCGGCGAGCCUGUCUUCAUGUCGCAUGGAGCGUUUGCCACCAUUGUCGUCAUGUUUUGCGUCGUCGGGGCCAUUGCGCAGACAAACCGCGCCGAAAACAGCAGCACCGUCUACGCUGGAUGGGUGGCCGAUCAGAACAACAACGUCGGGCGCCGGCUGCAGAGGAACGAAGUCAUGGUAGCGGGACUCAACAAGGAUGAGAGGGUCAACCACUUCUUGAGAGAGCGGGAA
Messenger RNA from Trichoderma atroviride IMI 206040, 684 nucleotides. RefSeq lists its product as uncharacterized. Lineage: Eukaryota; Fungi; Ascomycota; Sordariomycetes; Hypocreales; Hypocreaceae. The record is from RefSeq and is a predicted model, not a curated record.